Molecule: messenger RNA, 3721 nt
Organism: Arvicola amphibius (Eurasian water vole)
Lineage: Eukaryota; Metazoa; Chordata; Mammalia; Rodentia; Cricetidae
Gene: Gch1
Product: GTP cyclohydrolase 1
Exons: 6
Coding region: 165-911 (248 amino acids)
Biological process (GO): tetrahydrobiopterin biosynthetic process; tetrahydrofolate biosynthetic process
Cellular component (GO): cytoplasm
Molecular function (GO): GTP binding; GTP cyclohydrolase I activity; zinc ion binding
Source: RefSeq, a predicted model, not a curated record
AGGAGCGGCGGGGCUCCCCAGCUGGCCGCUGCCCUUCGCUCCAAGUGUCUCUCUCCAGGCUGACACCCGGUGCCGGUGACGGCCACAGGUCACGGCCGCCGGCGAAGCUGAGCCGCAGCGCUUGCAGCACCCCUGGGUGCCUCGGGAGCAGUCGCGCCGGGUCCAUGGAGACGGGCCCGCUGCCGGCGGAGAAGCCGAGGGGACCCCGGUGCACCAAUGGGUUCCCCGAGCGGGAGCUGUCGCGGCCCGGGGCCAGCCGGCCUGCCGAGAAGUCCCAGCCACCCGAGGCCAAGGGCGCACAGCCCGCCGACGCCUGGAAGGCAGGGCGGCCCCGCAGCGAGGAGGAUAACGAGCUGAACCUCCCUAACCUGGCGGCCGCCUACUCGUCCAUCCUGCGCUCUCUGGGCGAGGACCCCCAGCGGCAGGGGCUGCUCAAGACGCCCUGGAGGGCGGCCACCGCCAUGCAGUUCUUCACCAAGGGAUACCAGGAGACCAUCUCAGAUGUCCUGAAUGAUGCCAUAUUUGAUGAGGACCAUGAUGAGAUGGUGAUCGUGAAGGACAUAGAUAUGUUUUCCAUGUGCGAGCAUCACCUCGUUCCAUUUGUGGGAAGGGUACACAUUGGCUAUCUUCCUAACAAGCAGGUCCUUGGCCUCAGCAAACUUGCCAGGAUUGUAGAAAUCUAUAGUAGAAGACUACAAGUUCAAGAACGCCUCACCAAACAAAUUGCGGUGGCCAUCACAGAAGCCUUGCAGCCUGCCGGCGUUGGGGUAGUUAUUGAAGCAACACACAUGUGUAUGGUAAUGCGAGGGGUGCAGAAAAUGAACAGCAAGACUGUCACCAGCACCAUGCUGGGCGUGUUUCGGGAAGACCCCAAGACCCGCGAAGAGUUUCUCACGCUCAUCAGGAGCUGAACUUCGGUGUGUGCACAUGGCCCGGCGUGCAGACCCCACUGCUACCGGCAUUGCCUGUCUCAGUCAUGCAUUCCAGCUUCAAUUGGUACAGAUUGAAUUUUGUUUCUCACCAUGAAUUGUAUUUAAUAAUUAUUUAUAUAUAUGUCAAAUAGAGAAAUUAACUGAGGGGUGAGCCUUCUGCUUUCUUUUUGCCACCUUCUUAGUGGCAAUGUUUAGGGUGAAUUGCCAAGAGUAUAUGUUCACCACACCAACCACUGCCAUGCAGAUUCCCCAGGAUGCUGCCAAGAGUAUAUGUUCACCACACCAACCACUGCCAUGCAGAUUCCCCAGGAUGCUGCCCAAAGUAUAGGUUCACCACACCAACCACUGCCAUGCAGAUUCCCCAGGAUGCUGCCAAGAGUAUAGGUUCACCGCACCAACCACUGCCAUGCAGAUUCCCCAGGAUGCUGCCAAGAGUAUAGGUUCACUGCACCAACCACUGCCAUGCAGAUUUCCCAGGAUGCUGCCCAAAGUAUAGGUUCACCACACCAACCACUGCCAUGCAGAUUCCCCAGGAUGCUGCCAAAAGUAUAGGUUCACCACACCAACCACUGCCAUGCAGAUUCCCCAGGAUGCUGCCCAAAGUAUAGGUUCACCGCACCAACCACUGCCAUGCAGAUUCCCCAGGAUGCUGCCAAAAGUAUAGGUUCACCGCACCAACCACUGCCAUGCAGAUUCCCCAGGAUGCUGCCCAAAGUAUAGGUUCACCACACCAACCACUGCCAUGCAGAUUCCCCAGGAUGCUGCCAAGGAGGAGAACUCAUGCAUUUGGUUAAAAUCAUAAUUGACUCAUUAGCAGAGGGCACCGGACAUCCCAGGAGCUGUGGCCACUGUGCCGGGGUGCCCACCUCCGGUGGGCAUGGUAGAAUGCUGAAGGAAGUGCUGGAGACAUUGGAUGUACAGAGAGAGACCGUGGACUGCACUCUGCUUUCCUUGUGCUUGUGAAAGUUUUUACUCUUGGGACAGUCAUUGGCUGUCUACCUGUAACAGCAGCUUCUGAGGGAGGGCGGUGGGGUGUCUGGCUUUAGCUUUGCUGUGAGUUAAGAAUGCACUUCCUGUAUUUUAGACUUGAGUGGAGGGAAUUCGUUCUUGGAUUGAGUCCAUUCCAUGGCGGCAUGCGUGGAUGUUGAGGGUUGACUCUGUGCCUUGAUGAGAAUAUCACGCCAUUUGGAGUGGAGGGACCUUUCACGUUUUAGGAAAAGCCAUUACUUCAUAAGUUAAGUGCCAGCCCUGCAGGUGACUAGCCAUUGCGAUUUCCCGGGACGAGUUCUGGGAGUUCGUUUUGUCUGUUCCAAGGAGAGGCUUCAAAGCAUUUUCAAAAACUCUCACGAAGUAUUUUUUCUAAGUAUUUCCUGCACCCUUUGAAACUGCCUAUCCUGUCAGCUCUGCAAACUCCUAGCUCCUCUGAACUGGAAGGAACAUAGAAGGAGCUGAGGGAGGCCUGCCUGGGGGCUGUGCCCACUGCAUGGGCCAAGUCAUGCUUGCUGCUGCUGCUGGUGUCUGUGCAGGUGCACUGGGGACUUUGGUCUAGUUUCUUCCUUGUCAGUGUGUGUCUUGUCUUCAGUACAAGUACGUUCAGGUGGUGCCGCUGUUCAGGAAGCUUGGCUUGUUACCAGUUACUUUCAGUUUCCUGCACUGGGGCAGUGUGGGCCAAAGGAAAGCACAGCAUCUAGCUCCCCUGCACACACACGGACAUAGCUCGUCCACAACGUGUUGUAAUGAGGAGCGGUGGGCCGCUUCCUGCCGCUUGGCUCCCAGCCGCCUGGUAAGCUUAUACCUCGAAAUAACAACACACAAAUUGUAUUCAUUUAAAUACUGCCUGGCCCAUUAUAUCUAGCCUCUUAUUGGCUAACUCUCACAUCUUCAUUAACCCAUUUCCAUUAAAUCUGUGUAGCACCACGAGGCUGUGGCUUACUGAGAAAGAUCCUAACCUAUGUCCGUUUCAGGCUGGAGAUUAAUGGUGUCUGCCUGACUCUGCUUUCUUUUUUCCUCCCAGAAUUCUGUUCUGUCGACUCCACUUAUCUAAAUUUUGCUCUAUCAAAAAGCCAUGGCAGUUUCUUUAUUAACCAAUGAAAGUAACACAUAGACAGAUGACCCUCCUACACCAACAACGAGGUCUCCCACUGGCUGACAGUGCUCUCAGGGUCUCCCUCUGGUCCUGCCACUGCCACUUAGACACUCAUCAGCUUAUGGUGAAGCAAUGAUGGAGCUGGCUUUUAAUUUUAUUAAUUUUUUUAUCUCUACCUCUCCCUGGCACUUUCCGUGGUUAGUUUCUAAAGUAUAGUCAGGUUAUGUUGAGUUCCUUUUAAAAUCUGACCUGAUAACAAUGUUGUUAUCCCAGUUACUAUUUAGAUAGUUCUAGGUAAAAUGCUAAGUACUCUUGCUUGGUAUUUUAAAGUAAAAACCGUGUGACUUGGCUUAGAGGACCAAAGAAAUUGUUCGCUAUUCCUUCAUCUUUUGGGGGUGUUUAUAUCCCUUCUGAAUGGCUCUGUUUGCUCGUUCCCUAGAAACUCUUAAAAGCAUGACGUGUCCACAGGCUAGUCUCAUCAGUAGCUGCGAAGUGACCACCUUGUCUGUUUCACUCUGGUCUGUAGUGCUUCAAAGUUACCUUUUCACACCAUGAGACUGAGUCCAUUUGGGAGAUUUUUAAGAAUUUGAUGUAUUUACAUAUACUGUUCAAUUACAUGGUUUGGAUUUUCUGUAUGUGUAUGUAUGUCCCUGAAGUUGGUUCUAUUUAAAUGAUUAAAGUGUUAUAAUUUUGUUCCUGUGAA